AUGUUUCUAUUGCAAAUGGUCGGCUGUACGGUGCAACUAUGCGUUAUGUGUUUCCUGGUCCUUUUGACUCUUGGAAGAAAGGAUAGUAUAAUCUUAAUUCAAAUAGUAUUCCUCAUGUUAUGCGUAACAUACAUUUUGCUUCAAAUCUAUUUGUAUUGUUACAUUGGUGAGGAACUUAUUUCAGAGAGCAUAGGAAUUAUGGACGCUGUCUACGAAUGUAAUUGGUAUGAUUUAUCAUCUAAUAAAGCUAGAUCACUUAUUAUGAUCAUGAUCCGAGCAAAAGUACCAUUUUUCAUAACUGCAGGAAAAUUUUGUUCUUUCAGUCAUAAACUUUUUUGCAACGUAAGUAAAGAUAUCAAGUAGUUAUUUAUAUAAUUUAUCAAGAAAAGUAAUUCCUUAUGAUACAAUUAUCGCAGAUUUUGAGAACGUCGAUGAGUUAUUUGUCAGUACUCCAUGCUAUGAACAUCGUAAGUACGGAAUAAAACGUACAAAUGCAUCUCCAAAUG
Messenger RNA from Vespa mandarinia (Asian giant hornet), 506 nucleotides. Its product is annotated as odorant receptor 13a-like. The record is from RefSeq and is a predicted model, not a curated record. NCBI's taxonomy places the organism in Eukaryota, Metazoa, Arthropoda, Insecta, Hymenoptera, Vespidae. Gene Ontology annotation, cellular component: plasma membrane. Gene Ontology annotation, molecular function: olfactory receptor activity; odorant binding. Gene Ontology annotation, biological process: detection of chemical stimulus involved in sensory perception of smell; sensory perception of smell.